AUGGUCAAAGUCCGCCCAGCUACUCAUGCAGGCUCAUGGUAUUCUGGCAAUCCCAAUGAGCUUAACUCUCAACUCAGUCAUUAUUUAUCACUAGCCAAGUCCUCAGGAAAGACUUCAGUUAAAGGAGCCCGAGUUCUUGUGGGGCCCCAUGCAGGAUAUUCAUUUGCGGGCAAGACUCUUGCCCAAACGUACAAUUCGUUCGAUCCUACGGGGAUUAAAAGAGUGUUCAUAUUGGGACCAUCUCAUCACAUUUAUUUCAAGGAUGAGGUUAGAACUACCAGGUAUGGUGCCUACGCUACACCCCUUGGUAAUGUACCGGUUGAUACCGAUACCAUAAAAGAUCUUGUGUCAAAUGCCCGCCACAUCGACUACAUGAGCUCGUCUGUUGACGAAAAUGAGCACAGUUUUGAAUUACACAUGCCACUGUACUAUAAAGCUUGCUUGGAUAAGGGAUUAAGCACUCCACCCCCGAUCAUUCCCAUCUUAAUUAGUGGUUUCCCUGGUCAAUUGGCAGAUUCAUUAACCAGCACACUGCAGCCGUAUUUUGAAGACAAAGAGAACGCCUUUUUUGUAAGCACUGACUUCUGUCAUUGGGGCGAUCGAUUUGGGUAUACUAGUUAUACCCCCAAUGGAGAUUUAGAGUCUAUGGACGAUAUAACUGUUGCGUUCAAUGGAAAGAGCAACUCGCUGAAGAUUUAUGAGUCGAUUGAGGCUGUGGACAAGAAGGGAAUGGAGCUGAUUUCGAAGGGAGAUGUCUCCCUAUGGCGACAAUAUCUUCAGGCCACGGAGAACACAAUUUGCGGAGCUUAUCCUCUGACAGUCUUACUGAAACUUAUGGGGAAAGCUGAUACUUUUGAGUGGCUAGGAUACACACAAAGUAGUCAUGUUCUUGAUCCGUAUGAUAGUUCAGUGAGUUAUGCUAGUGGAUAUGCUAUUCCGUCAUAG
Molecule: messenger RNA, 945 nt
Organism: Komagataella phaffii GS115
Lineage: Eukaryota; Fungi; Ascomycota; Pichiomycetes; Pichiales; Pichiaceae
Exons: 1
Coding region: 1-945 (314 amino acids)
Source: RefSeq, a predicted model, not a curated record